AUGGCUGUCUAUCAUGAUCUCGACUGGCUCUUCGCCGUCGGUACGCUCUUCUUUAUUCUCUCCGUUUGGGGAAUCGGUGCCAACGAUGUAGCCAACUCGUACGCAACCUCGGUCAGCUCCAGGUCCCUGACCUUGAUCCAAGCUGGUAUCCUCGCCACUAUCACCGAGUUCAUCGGUGCCAUCGCCCUUGGACAACAGGUUACCUCGACCAUUCGCAGUGGUGUCUUUUCCAUCGACCGCUUCCUAGACUCUCCUGGUGUGUUGAUCAUGGCCAUGGUGGUUGCUGAAGUCGGCUCCUCGAUCUGGCUUACCGUCUGCACCUACCUCGGAUUCCCAGUGUCCACCACCCAAUCCAUUGUCGGUGCCCUCAUCGGUGUCGCCAUUGCGGCGAAGCUCCCUGUCCACUGGGGUUGGAAGUCUAACAGCGUUUCCCAAAUCGCUGCCUCUUGGGGUAUUGCACCCCUCAUCUCAGCCGCAUUCGGUGCCAUCAUCUUCACCAGUAUCCGGCUGCUGGUGCACUCGCGUGAGGAUCCCAUGAAGUGGGCGCUGCGCGUGAUUCCAUUCUACUACGCCAUUACUGCUGCUAUUCUAGCAUUGUUCAUCGUCAUUAGCGGUGGUCACGGAAUCCCAAAGCUCGAGGACUUGGGUGCAGGCAAGGCUUGUGGAAUUAUCAUUGGCGUUUUUGCUGGUGUUUGGGUUAUCAGUGCGAUCUUCUUUGUCCCUUACUAUUGGCGCAGCCUUGUGAAGGGUGACUCCCGCUUGCGCUUCUGGCACAUCCCCAUGGGUCCUCUUCUCUGGAAGGACGACUACACCUUGUACCUCCCUGGUAACCCGGACAAGCGUAUUGUGCCCAACUACUAUGAAAGCGAUCUGAAGGGCGAGACGGACAAUCUUCGCUCUGGUUCUGCCACUGAGGCUGAGGGACAAGAUUCCACCCUGGCCACCCCAGAAAUUGAGCCCCUCAAGAGUGAUCCCAGCGCUGCGGAGAACGAUGCCCGCAGGGCUGAUGCCAAAAUUGCGGAGAAACAUCAAAAGGAGCUCCAGGCUCUAGACACUCUCCCUUGGAUUCAUCCCAAGCGGAUCUUUGCCACCCUCAAGCUUGUUCUCACGUAUGGUGUUACCCGCGAUGUCAUUCACCACCAGUCAAGGGGUCUUGAUCAUAUCCAUCAGCAUGUCCCUGUCUUUGACAACAGAGUUGAACAUCUAUGGACCACUGCCCAGGUUUGCUCUGCUAUGAUCAUGUCUAUCUCUCACGGCGCCAACGAUAUCUCGAACGCCAUUGGCCCAUUCACAACCGAGUACAUGACCUGGCACUCCGGCAAGGCUUCCGCCAAGACUGACACCCCAAUGUGGAUCAAGGCGGUGGGUGGUCUUGGCCUCGGCUUUGGCUUCUGGACUUUCGGCUACCACAUCAUGCGCAGUCUCGGCAACCGCAUCACCAAGCACUCGCCUACUAGAGGUUAUUCUGCAGAACUCGCGGCGGCCUUAACUGUGCUCCUUGCUUCAAGAUUAGGCUUGCCAGUCUCAACUACUCAAUGCAUUACUGGUGCCGUGGUCGGUGUUGCGUUGAUCAACAUGGAUCUCAAGAGUAUCAACUGGAAGCAACUCGGCAAGAUUUUCUUCGGCUGGGUCCUGACUCUUCCAUGUGCUGGUCUUAUCAGUGGAAUCAUUAUGGGCAUGGCUCUGAACGUUCCCACAUGGGGUCGUUGA
Penicillium verrucosum is the source of this 1710-nucleotide messenger RNA. Its product is annotated as inorganic phosphate transporter. Bases 1 to 1710 code for a protein of 569 amino acids. Gene Ontology annotation, biological process: phosphate ion transmembrane transport. The record is from RefSeq and is a predicted model, not a curated record. Gene Ontology annotation, cellular component: membrane. Lineage: Eukaryota; Fungi; Ascomycota; Eurotiomycetes; Eurotiales; Aspergillaceae. The transcript is spliced from 5 exons.